This is a messenger RNA of Penicillium coprophilum, 486 nucleotides long. RefSeq lists its product as uncharacterized. Bases 1 to 486 code for a protein of 161 amino acids. Lineage: Eukaryota; Fungi; Ascomycota; Eurotiomycetes; Eurotiales; Aspergillaceae. The transcript has 2 exons. The record is from RefSeq and is a predicted model, not a curated record.
AUGGCCGGUCGUGAAUUCACACUGUCCUUCGAGACUACUCCCCCAACCGCCAUCCAACCCGGGUCCCCCUUCACAAUCCCAGUAGUCAUUGCCGUGAACCCAAUUGGGACACCCGCACAAAAUGUUCAGCACCUUGUCGUGAGCGCCUCCCUCCGCGACGAAGCUGGAACAGGAGCAGCCGUUGGCCUAAGUGGUAAUCUCACGGCAAGCGUGCGGAGCCGAGCCGACAACUCAAUUAGCGGAUAUGCGAAACUUAGCCCGCUCACUAUCUCGCAGCCAGGGAAGUUUCGGCUGCGAGUGAUGCUUAGUGCAGCUUCCUACAACGGUGUUGUGACAAAGGAGUAUGCUGAUUCGACGGUCAUCCAUGUGCACGCCGGUGCGGCUGCCCAACGGCCAACUCCCACUCAGGUGGCACGACUACAGAGGCUUACGGCUGAGAACCUCGAUAUUUCCGCUGCGGAUAUUGCCGCAUGGCAGGGUGCAUGA